Molecule: messenger RNA, 1762 nt
Organism: Gekko japonicus
Lineage: Eukaryota; Metazoa; Chordata; Lepidosauria; Squamata; Gekkonidae
Product: zinc finger protein OZF-like
Exons: 1
Coding region: 47-1537 (496 amino acids)
Biological process (GO): regulation of transcription by RNA polymerase II
Cellular component (GO): nucleus
Molecular function (GO): DNA-binding transcription activator activity, RNA polymerase II-specific; RNA polymerase II cis-regulatory region sequence-specific DNA binding
Source: RefSeq, a predicted model, not a curated record
UAAAAAUGAAGACCUGAAAGAAAACAUCAGGAAUCGAGGCGGACUGAUGAGACAAAAAGUCGGUCAUAUGGCUGAGAAGAGGGAUGGAAGACAGUGUAAUGUAAAUAUUCCAAAGCACAGGAUAAUGAACACAAGUAAAUCCAUUUGGUGUGAAAAGUACUUCAGAAAUAGAUCACAAGUCUUCAUACACCAAAGAAUACACCGAGUCGAGAAACCUUUUGAAUGCUCAGUGUGUGGAAAGAGAUUCAGCGAAAAUAGCGGUCUUCAAGUGCAUCGAAGAAUCCACACAGGGGAGAAACCUUUUGAAUGCUCAGAGUGCGGAAAGACAUUCAAUCAUAGUGGUAAUCUCCGGAAGCAUCAAAGAACCCACACAGGGGAGAAACCUUUUGAAUGCUCAGAGUGUGGAAAGAGAUUCAGUCAGAGUUCUAGUCUUCUAAAGCAUCAGAGAAUCCACACAGGGGAGAAAGAUUAUGAAUGCUCAGAGUGUGGAAAGAGAUUCAAUUGUAGUGGUGAUCUUUGGAAUCACCAAAGAUCCCACAUAGGGGAGAAACCUUUUGAAUGCUCAGAGUGUGGAAAGAGAUUCACUCAUAGUGGCAACCUUAAGAAACACCAAAGAUCCCACACAGGGGAGAAACCUUUUGAAUGCUUGGAGUGUGGAAAGAGAUUCACUCAGAGUAGCAGUCUUUACCUGCAUCGAAGAACCCACACAGGGGAGAAACCUUUUGAAUGCUCAGAAUGUGGAAAGAGAUUCACUCAGAGGGGCACUUUUCAACAGCAUCAGAGAACCCACAAAGAGGAGAAACCUUUUGAAUGCACAGAGUGUGGAAAGAGAUUCCGUCAGAGGGGCACUUUUCAACAGCAUCAGAGAACCCACACAGGGGAGAAACCUUUUGAAUGCUCAGAGUGCGGAAAGAGAUUCAGUUGGAGUGAUAGACUUAAACAGCAUCAGAGAACUCACACAGGGGAGAAACCUUUUGAAUGCUCAGAGUGUGGAAAGAGAUUCAGUACCAAUGGCACUCUUCAGAAGCACCGAAGAACCCACACAGGGGAGAAACCUUUUGAAUGCUCAGAGUGUAGAAGAAGAUUCAGUACCAGUAGCAGACUUCAGACGCACCAAAGAACCCACACAGGGGAGAAACCUUUUGAAUGCUCAGAGUGUGCAAAGAAAUUCAGUUACCGUUGCAGUCUUCAGGACCACCAAAGAACCCACACAGGGGAGAAACCUUUUGAAUGCUCAGCGUGUGGAAAGAGAUUCAAUCGAAGUGGCAAUCUUCAACGGCAUCAGAGAACCCACACAGGGGAGAAACCUUUUGAAUGCUCAGAGUGUGGAAAGACAUUCAGUGAUAGUGGUAGUCUUCGGAAGCACCAAAGUACCCACACAGGGGAGAAACCUUUUGAAUGCUCAGUGUGUGGAAAGACAUUCAGUACCAGUGGCAGUCUUCAACUGCAUCAGAGAACCCACAGAGUGGAGAAACCCUUUGAUGGCUCAGAGUGUGAAAAGAAAUUCAGUACCAGUGGCAAUCUUCAACUGCAUUGAAGAAGCCACAUGGGAGAAAGUUUUUGAAUGCUCAAGCUGGAAUGAGAUUUAGUUGUAGUAGCCAUCUUCAGCUGCAACAAGGAGCCCACAAUGAGGAGAAACGAUGUAAAUCCUUAGCUGUGAAAAGAGCUUAUCUCCUAUUUCACACCUAAAAGACAACCACAGACGAUACAAAGCAUUGAAAAGAUAUAAGCUGCUGUAAGAAGCUUUGAAUAUGCACAGAAA